Molecule: messenger RNA, 366 nt
Organism: Emiliania huxleyi CCMP1516
Lineage: Eukaryota; Haptophyta; Isochrysidales; Noelaerhabdaceae
Exons: 4
Coding region: 1-366 (121 amino acids)
Biological process (GO): negative regulation of transcription by RNA polymerase II
Cellular component (GO): chromatin; histone deacetylase complex
Molecular function (GO): transcription corepressor activity
Source: RefSeq, a predicted model, not a curated record
AUGGCGGCGCGGUUUGGGGCAGAGAGUAAGGUGGAGCCGACAGCGCAAGGCAUCCGGAGCCCGCCGCGGCCGCUUCUACGCCGGCGAAGCACCAUCAAGCUGCUGUACGGCCCCGGCAUCGCCUCCCCUGGCUUAGCUCUCAGUCAAGAUACUUUCCUCGACAUCAUGAAGGAGUUCAAGGCGCAGUCGAUCGACACGCCCGGUGUCAUAGACCGCGUGCUGCAGCUCUUCCACGGGCACCGCGAGCUGAUCCUCGGCUUCAACAAUUUCGAGUACAAGAUCGAGUUCUCCGACGACGAGAAGGCGCCGCGCGUACAGCUCAAGUUUACACGUGUGUACGUGUGGAUCCGAGAGAGCGCUGCGUAG